AGCGGUGUGGUGGCUGAUUGCGCGCGCACAGCUAGGCUAGCCUAUGGUGUACGUGUGUGUGCUGAAACGUCAUUUGAGUCUACAGAUACACGUGGUAUUGUACCGUCGGAUAUGUUAUUCAGUUAGUCGUGUCUUAAAAUCUCCUUAUGCCCAACAUAACGGAUUGUACUGUAAUCUAUGAAACUACUAGAAGAUAGCAACGGGUCACAGACUCCCCCUCUAGAGUCAGCGAAAAUGUACUUGAAUAAUUCCAAGUUGUCCUCCACAAACCCUAACCAAGGGGAUGGCGACAGCACCCAGACCAGAUACACAUUCCCCAAGAGGAUCUAUCAAAACAAUGGCAAAGAAGAAACCCCCGAACCUUUAGACCUGGAUAAUCUUGAAGGAGUUUGUAUGGAAUUUGUUGAACCCAGCCACUACUCCUUUGUCUUGUCUGGUAUUGAUAAGCUGCGCAAACAAGGACAUUUUUGUGACAUAACACUGGUUGUUGACGACCAUGAGCUGCAAGUGCAUCGGGCAGUGCUGGCUGCAUGCAGUCCCUAUUUGUUUGACUUUUUCUCCUGCUUAGAGGAGACCACUGAACCCCAGCCCACCUAUAAGCUGAAGAAUAUCCCUUACGUUGGCUUCUACUAUUUGCUGGACUAUAUGUACACUGGCAGGCUUCAUGUUCCACUGGAGAAUGUGCCAGUUGUCUAUGCCACAGCACUUGUCCUCAAGAUGGAGUCAGCUGUACAGAUCUGCUCCAGUUUCCUGGCCACUCACCUGACAGCUGCCAACUGCUUAGGGAUUCGUCGCUUUACCAAGGACAAAGCUUUCAAGCAAGCAGUGGAUGAGUACAUACGGUCUAACUUGCAGGACAUCAUGCAGAGCAAGUCUUUCUUUGGUCUUACUGAUCUCCAGGUUGAGGUUGUAGGUCUAGAUGAGCACAUUUCAAAUGAAGCCAUGGAGCGCAGACUUUUUUCUCUGGUCCUGGACUGGGCUAAAAAUAACUUGAAUGAUUUAAAACCAAAGAUGGAUCGUUUACUUGAAAAGGUAAAUGUUCUGUAUUUGGAAUCUGAUAACACUUUGAGAGAUUGUGCUGAAGUUGAGGAUACAGUUUUGAGCAGUGAUGAUGAUAUGGUUCAGGAUUACAAAAAAGCACACAGAAGGGACAAGGUUCAUAAACUCAAUAGCCCACGCUCAUCUAAUGGCAACGGACAGGCAUUUCACAAGUUCAGUUUAAAUCCUGAGGAGGCUGUGUCUAUUGCAGAGAGAGAAUGGUCAAUUGUUGCCACUCGCAAAACUAGUGAAAAUGCAUACCUGGCGAUUGCCCUGCUUGAUGGACGCUUGAUGGCAAUAACAGUUCAUGUACGUCCAGUUGUACUGCCCAAUUCUGAAUCAAACGGGAGCAAGCCUGUACCAGACUCCCCACCAGCCACACACAAUGGUAAAAACAGACUUAGCCCCAUUCUGAGAAAAGCCACCAUUACCCCUCUACAGCCUAUGUCAACUCCAAGAUGUGCUUUGGGAGCUGUAGAACUUGAUGGGAAAUUGGUUGUCUGUGGUGGCUACGAUAGAGGGGAAUGUCUUCAAAGUGUUGAAGCCUUUUCAAUCAAGGAAAACCAGUGGACUAAGAUGGCUGAUAUGAACAGGGCCAGAGGUCGUUUCAGUGCUGCAGUAUUGAAUGGCUUUAUAUAUGUUUGCGGCGGUUCUGAUGGAUGGAAAGAACUUUCAUGUGUUGAAAGAUAUGACCCUAGCACUAAUAAAUGGAAAUAUGUUCCUAACAUGCUUAAGGAGAGAUCAUCUCAUGGUGUGGUAACACUUUACGGCAAGUUGUAUUGUGUUGGUGGAUGUGAAGGACAGAGAAGCAUUGCUACCUGUGAGGUGUAUGACCCUGCAUUAAACAAAUGGUCUCGUAUUGCAUCUCUAAAUAUCGCUCGCUCACAGGCUUGUGUGGUUGCUGUAAAUGGGCUGGUGUAUGCUAUUGGAGGCACAGACCUGUGGAAUUCACUGAGCUCUGUGGAGGUGUAUGAUCCAGAUUCUGACAAAUGGACUGUACAUUCUAACCUCAACUCUGCUCGUAGAGGAGCUGGUGUGGGUUUGGUUGAUGGUUUGAUGGUGGUGGUUGGUGGCAGUGAUGGUACCCAGUCUCUAGUGACAUCUGAGAUCUUUGACUUUGAGAACAACACCUGGGGUGUUGGGCCAUCUUUGAUUGCUCCCAGGGCCAACCUCAGCGUUGUAACUAUAGACAAUCGCCUGUUUGCUGUGGGUGGCUUCAGUGGCAAGAAAUUUCUUAGCAGUAUUGAAUGGCUGGACCAUGAUGACAUGGAAUGGUUUGGACAUGCACCCAAGCAGUCAGAAAAUGGCCUGGUCAAAGAGAAGGCAGAAGGUGCACAUUGUUUCACAGCAUGCACAAAUGGGGAGCAGAAUGGAGAUACUGAGGAGUCUGUCAAAGUUGUGGAGAACUUGGACAGUUCUCAAGUUGUUGAUGUUGAAGGCAGCAGUAGCACAAGUGAUAGUCAGGCAAAUGGAGACACAGAGGUCAAGGGAGCCUCAUAGUAGAGGAUGUAUGGGAGAUAUGGUGGGGAGAUGUCAUUCAACAGCUUGUGCUGGCUCAGGUUUUUGUCAUUGACAUUUUAUUUUGUGUUAAUUGGUUUUAAUAUUUUUAUAUUUGAUUAUAGUGCAUCACACGUGGUACAUUUUCCAUUUUUUAUUAAGUCCAUGUUAUGAGCAUUAAGACGCUACUUACUGGAAUAACUCCUAUGGAUUUAAAUUUUGCAGGUGGCAUUCUACAUUCUAAUACAAACUUGCACAAUUUUUCAGUUAAAUUUUUUUUUUUUUACCUAGGCAGCAAAAUGGCUUAGGCCUGUAUUGAUUUACCGUGUAACAGGUAAAGAAAUUUUAAAAGAUUUCUGGUAAUUUUCUAAAAGAAACCUAAUGUAUACUGAAUCUCUCAAUUUUGAUGAUCCAUUUGGGAUUUAAUAGUUAAAAAUAAUAGAAUUCUUUAUGCAUGUUCUUUACAAUUUGUAUAUAGAAAGGGCAAUUAAAUUAACAUUUGUAUGGCAGAAAAGUAUGGUUUACAAAAUCAGCACAAAUUGUGUUCAGAUUAUAGGACUGCCAUUUAUUUCAUAACUCAAGCAAUCUUCUUUAAAAGUAAGACUUUGAUGAUUAUAACUAACCUCAGUUUUGAUUUUUUUUUUCAAUUAUGUUGUUCAAAAUUCAAUUCUAGCUAAUUUUGUCUGUAACAAAGUUUAUUUAUUGUAAAAAUGUAUGUUAGAGUAACAAAGAUUUAAAGGGAACAAAAGUAAUGCUCAAAACAUAGUGGUUCCCAAUUAAUGUGUACCUAACCAUCAAAUAAAUUUUCCCAGAAGUAAAAGCAACCUACAGUUAACUUACUAAACAUUUCAGUUGUUUUUUCUGCAUGAAUUUUCAGUGAAGUAACAUUUAAAAACAAAUUUAUGACAUUUAAGUUUGACUGUUUUAUUCUUGAAUUUGCUCAUGGUUUUAUUUCACCCACUUCAUUAGCUUAGACAAUUGUGUGUUCAGUGUUAAUUCUGAGUGUUCAUUUGCACUUACGAGCAUUAGAAGUGAGACUAUACUUUAUGCCAUUGUCACUUGGUGUAUACACCAAAUUUUGCCAUGUUUUUACUUUGUUUUCUUCAUGCCUAUUGAUUUCUUUGAAAUGAUUGGGAGGGGGGGGUCACCUUGUUUUCAAAUGGUAAAUUUUGUCAAUUUUUAAAAAGUGAAAUAUCUUAGUCCAGUGUAUGGAGGCAUUGAUUAUACUGAAAGUGAAAUAAAAGUAAGCUUGUAGAUCUCUGGGGGUUUAAAGCUUUGUCUGGUUGUGUGUGUGUUUAACUCACUGGAUGCUGUGUGCAGCACACAAAACACCAGAUUUCAACUAUUGUUUAUUUUGUCCAGGCAACUUUCAGCCUAUAUUUUUAUGUUCAACUUUUUAAAAAUUUGACACCCAUUUUAUAUUGUUAUAUGAUGACAUGUUUGAUGCUAUGUUAAA
Messenger RNA from Physella acuta, 3991 nucleotides. Its product is annotated as influenza virus NS1A-binding protein homolog B. NCBI's taxonomy places the organism in Eukaryota, Metazoa, Mollusca, Gastropoda, Physidae. The record is from RefSeq and is a predicted model, not a curated record. Gene Ontology annotation, molecular function: protein binding.